AUGGAGACGUCCUACAGCACUCAGACUGGAGAGGCCAAGACCCUGGGAGUGGUGGACUUUGCUGUGUUUGGCUGCACACUCUCUGUCAUGUUAUUUAUUGGACUAUAUUUUGCAUUCAAAAACAAGAAGGAUCAAGAUCCAGCUGAAUAUCUGGUAGCAGGAAGAAGUAUGGGCGUACUUCCGGUGUCCUUGUCCCUGGCUGUGACGUUCCUCUCCUCCAUGACCUUGCUAGGACUUCCGGCUGAGAUCUACAACUACACCACGAUGUUCUGGUGGCUGGCCCUGGGGAUGGUGCUGGCAGUGGCGGGAGCAGCGCAUGUGUUCAACCCUGUGCUGUACAACAUUGGGAUCACCAGCGUGUACGAGAUAUUUUACAUGGGAACUGUGUUGUACGCACCUGCAUUAGCUCUGAAAGCAGUAACUGGCAUGGAGUUGUGGGUGUCGAUUGUCACGAUAGGGUGUUUGGUCACAGUGUAUACAACGUUGGGUGGUAUGAAAGCUGUUCUGUGGACUGACAGUUUCCAGGCUGGGUUGAUGGUAGUUGGUCUACUCUCUGUCGUCAUCCAAGGCUCUGUCGUCCUAGGAGGAUUUGACAGGGCGUGGCAAAUUGCAAGUACAAACUCCAGGAUCUAUUUUGAUAACUUCAGUGUCGAUCCUGGUACCCGAGUGUCAGUCUGGUCCGCUGUUGUUGGUGGGGGUAUCAUGUGGAUGUCCUUCUAUUCAGUCAACCAGUGUCAGGUACAACGACUCAUCGCCUGUCCAACACAAAAGAAAGCUCAGAUUGCGAUGUGGUGCAGCGGGGCCCAGCUGGUGCUCAUUGUCAGCCUGUGCUGCAUGGUCGGGGUAGUUCUGUUUGCCUUCUACAAGGACUGUGACCCCCUCCAGUACAACCUCGUCAGCACGACGGAUGAGUUACUGCCCCUGUUUGUGAUGGACAUCUUGGGGCACCUGCCAGGUCUGCCUGGACUCUUCCUGUCAUGUAUCUUCAGUGGCAGUCUCAGCACCCUCUCUUCCGGGAUGAAUGCCGUGUCCGCGGUGGUUCUACAGGACUACAUCCGACCUUUCUGCAGCUGUAACAUCAACAACUUCACAGCUUCUGUCAUCACCAAGGUUACAACUGUAACAUGUGGAGCUCUGUGCAUUGGGAUAGCGUUUCUUGCUUCAGGAAUAAAUAACUUGCUUGAGUUGUCCUACAUCACCAAUGUCAUUGAUGGACCAGCGUUCGGGGUCUUCAUACUUGGGAUGUUCUUCCCUUGUGCCAAUCACUGGGGCGCCCUGUGCGGCUACAUCUCGGGCAUCACCGUCAUGUUGUGGAUCGCAGUUGGGGCCUUCAUCCACGACAUCACCUCGCCACUGUCGCAGUUCUCUGUACAAGGCUGCAACUGGAACGCUACCAACUCCACCAUGCCCACGACACCAACACUGGUUGCCAACAAUACUGCCGAACAGUAG
Messenger RNA from Haliotis rufescens (red abalone), 1452 nucleotides. RefSeq names its product sodium-coupled monocarboxylate transporter 1-like. The transcript is spliced from 11 exons. Gene Ontology annotation, molecular function: symporter activity. Gene Ontology annotation, biological process: transmembrane transport; sodium ion transport. The record is from RefSeq and is a predicted model, not a curated record. The coding region runs from base 1 to 1452 and encodes 483 amino acids. NCBI's taxonomy places the organism in Eukaryota, Metazoa, Mollusca, Gastropoda, Lepetellida, Haliotidae. Gene Ontology annotation, cellular component: membrane.